This is a messenger RNA of Funneliformis mosseae, 975 nucleotides long. The record is from the annotation of a GenBank genome assembly. NCBI's taxonomy places the organism in Eukaryota, Fungi, Glomeromycota, Glomeromycetes, Glomerales, Glomeraceae.
AUGGCAACUAUCUACGGAGACGACACAGAUUCUUUUAUUUCAUGGAAAUGUAUAAUUAGUACGACAGACUUUCAAAAUUCUGCCGCCACCUCUCAAAAUAUUGCCGCCACUUCUCAAGAUACCCUGGAGACUGAUACUGAAAAAACAGGUAUUAAUAAGGAAAUUGAAAAAUUGAAAAUAUAUCGCAAUUACUGGUGGAAAACCGGUAACUUCCACCCAAAGGCCAAAUGGGAAGAAGUAAGUUUACCCUAUGAGCUUGUUACCGACGUUUCCUGGGAAGAGUAUGUUGAAAAAACGGAUAAGUACAAUAUCCAUGGCUUGUGGGAUUGGGAAAACGGGGCAGUUAACGUAAUUGAAAUUCCUUCGAGUUUCCACGAUAUCUGCGUUGGUGCUAUUGUCCAGCAAAUUAGUGGAGCAACUAUAAGUGUAAUGAGCACUAAUCAAAGCAUUCUUAAUUUUGGAUCAACAACAACAAGAUCACGAGGAUCAGGUAAAGAAGCGGAUGCCUCGUAUCGACCAUUAGCGAAACCUCGAGUCAAUAAUGGAGGAUCUGACGGAAGAAAUCAGCCCUGGCCAAAUUUAGUAGUGAAGGUUGCGUAUGCAGAAACUGAAGCAGCUGUCAAAAGUAAAGUAGAAAAUUACUGGCUAGCAGCUGGUCGAGCCCAUGAUGCUAUUGUGGUCAAAUUAGAUUAUACUGCAGGCGUAAAACCGUCAUGCAUGACUGCCUGGCAUUAUUGCAUAAAUGUUCGAACAGCGGCUGGUGCGUUAAACCCCACAAUGUACGAAUUCGGAUCAGUUGACCUCCAGGGAAAUCCAAUCAACCCACAACGUGGGCAAAAUGUUAUUAAUAUUCAAUUGAAUUGUCUUUAUCAUGGGGUACCGGUUAAUUUUUUGAUUCCAUCGCCACCUCUACCUAACCCUAUUACGAUUGAUUUAUUUCAUGUUAGGUUCGCUAUUGAAAAUUGUAUUGUUUAA